Molecule: messenger RNA, 751 nt
Organism: Eriocheir sinensis (Chinese mitten crab)
Lineage: Eukaryota; Metazoa; Arthropoda; Malacostraca; Decapoda; Varunidae
Exons: 3
Coding region: 61-642 (193 amino acids)
Source: RefSeq, a predicted model, not a curated record
ACGCGGGAGAACACCUGGAGGUAUGCUAGAGGAACAGCUGCUAUCGCAACACUUGCGUGUAUGGGUUGCCAAUUGGUUUCCAUACUGAUGCAUAUAAACCCAGACGUCCACCCACUACAACCGCACUUUACCAGCAAGUUGAAGUGUAUACGCAACGUGAUGGCUAAACGGUUCUCGUCAACCACGUUCGAUGGUCUGGUAAUCAACAUUAAUUAUUACUGUUCUCGCAACUCACCAGAUGAAAGCAUGAUACGAGAAAGUGUCGAUGCAGACGCACCGAGCAGGGAGACUGAAGGACGUGGUGCUGUUAAGCACAAGAAACGUAUCAUCACAGACUACAAAGCACCCCCUCCAAAGAUCGGUGAAACCGCGAGGCGGGAAAACGCUGACGCAGAAAUGCUGAGCAUGGCAGCUGAAGGUUGCGAGGAUGCUCCAUACAGGAAUCUCAUCUCCCCUCCAAAGAACGACUCCAAGGUACCCUCAGCCGAAAUCACCGUGGAUUUGACGCCUCCAUCCCCUGCGGAGGAGACAAAGGAUGACAAGCAGCCGUCAAAGGAAGAAAAAUCUGCCUUCAAUCCGUCGUUUACACCCAAGAUCUUACCUCCAUCUCUGUUGAAAAAGAAACGAGUUGCAUCCAUCUAAAUUGCGUGUGUUUGUAUGUUAUUACUAAGACGUGUUUUUCUUUUUUGCGUGGUUAAAUAAAAAUUAUAAAAUGAUUCUGGUUUAUUUCUGUAUCCCCGUUACUUGUUAA